This is a messenger RNA of Bicyclus anynana (squinting bush brown), 2576 nucleotides long. It is a transcript of the gene Pop1, whose product is annotated as ribonucleases P/MRP protein subunit POP1. Bases 174 to 2519 code for a protein of 781 amino acids. NCBI's taxonomy places the organism in Eukaryota, Metazoa, Arthropoda, Insecta, Lepidoptera, Nymphalidae. The transcript has 4 exons. Gene Ontology annotation, cellular component: nucleolar ribonuclease P complex; ribonuclease MRP complex. Gene Ontology annotation, biological process: tRNA 5'-leader removal. The record is from RefSeq and is a predicted model, not a curated record.
CUGUCAAUGUCAUCUGGGAUUUGAAAUUUCAUUUCAUUUCGUGGAGUGGAUUUUAAUGAGGUUAUUUACUAAUUCUAAUCGUUUUUUAAUUUACACUCUUUUAAUGAAUUUGGAAAAAUCUUGGUGGUGAAGUCUAGAAGAUUUGAAGUUAAGGUUUGUUUAAAUACCACAAUAUGGAGUCCACGGAAUUUGAUGCCGCCCUAGGAGGAACAGAAAACCUGCCUCAUUCAGCGAACAGUUUGAAGUUCGCCGCUUCUAGAAGUAUAGAAAUUGCAGCAAUGACAGAAAGUAUCCUUCACCCAAAUAAAACUAAGCUAAUAUUCCAAAAAUUACCUGUACAUAUGCGACGAAGAGUCAUGAGCCACAACUGUAAACGUCUACCGCGCCGGUUGCGCGAAGCUCACUUGAAGCAGCUUAAAAAAAGCGGCCUGCCUCCAAAACAGAAGCGUCCUUCACGUAAAUAUAGACGACGAGCUACAAACUUGUUAGAUGAGUACAACAGGCGACAAAGGAGGCAUGUUUGGUUAGAAACGCACAUCUGGCAUGCAAAGAGGUUUCACAUGAUCGAACGGUGGGGACAUCGUAUUGCGUACAGGCCGUGCGACAAAGCUUUCAGAGCGUGUUACAGAGCCAGCUCAGCACACUGCCUUAUUCAAGACAUAUCUUAUUACACUCCAAUUCAAAUUAAAGGUUCCAUUGAAACUAUACGAGACUUGUUUAGUAACCUAACUAGUAGUCAUUGCGGACUAGGUGUAUGUGCCAAAGCUUAUUUAAAUGGAAGUAGAAAAGGUACCAUACAUUUGUACAUGCCAGCUUCAUAUCCGAUAGGAUUUAUAGGUAGAGUUGAAUUUAUAUGGGUCGCCAACAAUUCAGAUAAAGAGCUUUGGCUAUUCAUACAUCCUUCACAUUCAAAGCAAGUGGAAUCUGUAUUGACUGAUAUUGUAAAUAAUGCAAUAUCAAAUGUGCACAAUAAAGAAAACGAAGAGAACACAAUAGCAAAAAGGAGGAAAAUAUCCACUAAAUAUUCUGAUGUACGAAUCAAAGUAAUGUCAGGGAUGUACAACAGGUUUCGUUUGACCGGCCCCAAAAGUCAUGCAGUUUUAACUCAAACACUCAAAUGUGUAAAAGACAUGAAUACUUUUAAAACAAACACGUGGUUAAAGCACAUAAAUGAAGAGAAAACACAAUUACAUUUACAAGAAAAAUCUGAUUACUGGGAUAGCGUUAGUUCUAUCAAUUCUCCAUCUCAAUUGCCACCGGGAGCUAUUGUUGGAUUGGUUGUUAAAGACCCUCGGUUGAGUCGCCCCAAACAGAGAACAAAGGCUCAUAACAAAUGUAUAGCAAAAAAUAUAGAUUCAUUACUGAGUAUACCACUUAAUGUAUCAUCUUCACCAAUAUGGAAUAAGUCAGUAUGCGACAUAAUAAAAGAAAACAAGAUUACAAAUGCCAAAUAUAUUGAUCAUAUAACUAAAACACAACUAGUACCCGGUGAAGUCACUGAAGAUGAUCCUUUUCUACAAACCAUUCCUAUUGUUUUAAUACAAAGAUCUGGAUCACAGGAAUGUAGUUACAAAAAAAUUGGAUAUGGUAGCGGAUGGGACAUAAUAAUACCUUCUGGCUACGGUUUACCAUUCUGGCUUACUUUUAUAAUGUUCAGAGCAAGAUCAGGAGGACUUCGUGAAACAGAGAGCCUUGCCUUUGAAAUGGGCGACUGUUAUAUGCCACCAGACUCUCAAGCUGGACUAGUAGAAGAAAAGAGAAUAGAAAUAGAACUCAAGGAAAAGUAUUUCAAAAGACCACCCAGCAAGAGAGUGAACUACAUAAAGCUUGCAGUUCCUAGCCCUUUUAUAUGCCCUUGGAAUGUUCUGUUAAAAGAAUGGGGAAAUGUGGAUCAAGAGAAGUUUUUUGUUUUACGUGAUAGAGUAAUAUUACAGGAGUUACAGAACUGCAUGGAACAGAAAAGGACAUUGCCUGAACUGGUUAAUUCCCAUCACUGCUUAGUCCCAGUUUACAUACAAAUUAUAGGCAAAGGGAAUUUAAAAAAGCAUGCAAUGAUAUGUAUUGCCGAUAAAAGUGAUAUUUGUUUAAAUUCAUUACUAGAGCCACUUCAUGAAGACUUCAAUUUUAAAUUGAGAAAACAAAAAAGAACUGAACACAAAUCAUAUUUAAAGCAGAUGCGGAGAAAAAGAAUAAAACUGAGAAAGAAAAAAAUACAAAAAGAGGCAAAUCAGCCAAAACCACAGAGAAAAAAUAAACAUGAGCCAUCAGAUUAUGUGAAAGCUAUGAGAGAGUUAUGGCUUCCUUCAAAUAUAGAUGCAGUUCGCAAUGUUGGCUCAAAAGAAGUGAUGGGAUAUUUGUCUCAGGGAGCAUUUAGUUUUUCUGAAGCCAAAAGCUGUGGAGUUGGCUAUGUUGCUUUUAAAGCACUCGCAAAACUUCUACAGAAUGGUGUAAACAAAGUACUUGUUCGGAAUACUACUUCAAGGAAAUAUAGAGUAGCAAAUAUACAAAUAAUUAAAUAGCAUUUACUUUUUUAUUUAUUUCCUGUGUCCACUAGUCUAUAAUACAAUAAACCUUUU